Messenger RNA from Sorex araneus (European shrew), 1752 nucleotides. RefSeq names its product pyridine nucleotide-disulphide oxidoreductase domain 2 (gene PYROXD2). The record is from RefSeq and is a predicted model, not a curated record. NCBI's taxonomy places the organism in Eukaryota, Metazoa, Chordata, Mammalia, Eulipotyphla, Soricidae. Gene Ontology annotation, molecular function: oxidoreductase activity. The transcript has 16 exons. Bases 1 to 1752 code for a protein of 583 amino acids.
AUGGCGGCAAGCGGGCGAGGCCUGUGCAGGGGCCUGGGUGCCUCCCUCCGCCCCGUGGGGAGACGCGCCCACUCAGAGGCCAGGGCCCACCCGAAGCCCGAGUACGACGCGGUGGUGAUCGGAGCAGGUCACAACGGGCUGGUGGCGGCAGCGUACCUGCAGAGACUGGGGGUCAGCACGGCGGUGUUCGAAAGGCGCCACCUGAUCGGGGGCGCAGCUGUCACCGAGGAGAUCAUCCCAGGGUUCAAGUUCUCGCGAGCGUCCUACCUGCUCUCCCUGCUGAGACCUCAGAUCUACAAGGACCUGGAGCUGAAGAAGCAUGGGCUGAAGCUUCACCUCCGGGAUCCCUACUCCUUCACCCCCAUGCUGGAAGGGGAUGCGGGGGGCAAGGCGCCCAGGUCCCUUCUGCUGGGCACAGACAUGGCGGAAAACCAGAAGCAGAUCGCCCAGUUCUCCCAGAAGGACGCCCAGGCCUUUCCCGGCUAUGAGACGUUCAUGCACCGCUUAGCCUUGGCCGUGGACCCUCUGCUGGACUCUCCCCCUGUGGACCCGGGCGCCUUUCAGCAGGGCUCCCUCCUGCGAAGGCUCAGGUCUCUGCCCACCCUCCGACCGCUGCUGCAGGCAGGACGCAUCCUGGGACCCCAGCUGCCCCAGUACUACCAGGUCCUCACAGCUCCAAUUACCAAGGUGCUGGACCAGUGGUUCGAGUCUGAGCCUCUCAAAGCGACCCUGGCCACAGACGCAGUGAUCGGAGCCAUGCUGAGCCCCCGCACCCCGGGGAGUGGGUAUGUGCUGCUGCAUCAUGUGAUGGGGGGCCUCGAGGGGGUCCCUGGGGCCUGGGGCUAUGUCCAGGGUGGCAUGGGUGCCCUCUCGGAUGCCAUCGCCAGGUCGGCCACAGCGUACGGAGCAAGUAUCUUCACUUCGAAGACGGUGGCCUCGGUGCAGGUGGACAGUGGAGGGCGCGCACACGGAGUCGUCCUGCAGGACGGCACGGAGGUGAGGAGCAAGGUGGUCCUGUCCAACGCCUCACCGCAGAUCACCUUCCUGAAGCUGACACCCCAGACGUGGCUUCCCGAGGACUUUGUGGAGAGCAUCUCCCAGCUGGACACGCAGUCACCAGUCACCAAGAUCAACGUGGCCGUCGACAGACUCCCUAGCUUCCUGGCGGCCCCCAACACUGCUGGUGGCCAGCCGCUGCCUCACCACCAGUGCUCCAUCCACCUGAACUGCGAGGACACCCACCUCCUCCACCAGGCCUACGAGGAUGCCGCAGGUGGCCGCCCUUCUGGCAGGCCCAUGAUUGAGCUCUGCAUCCCUUCCUCGCUGGACCCCACCCUGGCUCCUCCUGGCUGCCAUGUUAUCUCCCUCUUCACUCAGUACACACCCUACACCCUGGCAGGAGGCAAGGCCUGGGACGAGCAGGAGAGGAACGCGUACGCCGACAAAGUGUUUGACUGCGUGGAGGCCUACGCCCCUGGCUUCAAGAGAUCUGUGCUGGGCAGAGACAUCCUCACACCUCCUGACCUGGAGAGAAUCUUUGGGCUUCCCGGAGGAAACAUAUUCCACGGGGCCAUGGCCCUGGACCAGCUCUACUUCACCCGCCCGGUGCCCCUGCACUCCAGCCACCGCUGCCCUCUCCCCGGCCUGUACCUCUGCGGAAGUGGGGCCCAUCCUGGAGGAGGUGUCAUGGGAGCCGCCGGACGCAACGCAGCCCACGUGGUCUUCCAGGACCUCAAGAACAUGUCACCCUGA